AAAACUCCCUAGCUUUGAAAUUUGAGUCUAAUUGGGCUCCCACUUUUCAAUUAGAUGACAUAUUUCUUUCGUCUUGUAAUUUGGGUCCGCCUUUCCCUGAGUGGCUUCGAAAUCAAAAUAAUUUCGUGAAUGUAGAUAUCUCGAACACUGGAAUUUCAGAUACAAUCCCUAAUUGGUUUUGGAACUUGUCCAAUUCCAACCUGGAACUCUUAAACCUUUCUCACAACAAGAUGAGUGGAAUUUUGCCAGAUUUCUCAUUAAAAUAUCCCAAUCUCCGAAACAUAGAUUUGAGUUUCAACCAGUUUGAGGGUCCAUUACCACUUUUUUCAUCAGAUACCACAUCAGCCUUGUUUCUCUCUAACAAUAAGUUUUCAGGUCCAGCUUCUUUUCGAUGUGAUUAUGGAAUUGGUAUCUUGAGGGUCCUUGACCUCUCAAAUAACCUGUUGACUGGAUGGAUUCCUGAUUGUGUAGGAGAUCUAGGUGUUCUGAAUUUGGCCAGCAACAACUUUUCAGGUAAAAUUCCCAGCUCCAUUGGAUCAAUGCUCAAUCUUCAAACAUUGAGUUUGCAUAAUAAUAGCUUUGUUGGAGAAUUACCUUUGUCUUUGAGGAAUUGUAGUUCUCUAGUAUUUUUAGACCUGAGCUCAAAUAAGUUGCGAGGAGAAAUACCAGGUUGGAUAGGAGAAAGCAUGCCAUCUCUGAAAGUCCUUUCCCUACAAUCUAAUGGAUUCAGUGGAAUCAUACCGCCAAAUCUUUGUCACCUAUCAAAUAUUCUGAUCUUGGACCUAUCUCUAAACAAUAUCUCAGGAAUCAUUCCAAAGUGCCUUAAUAACCUCACUUCCAUGGUUCAAAAAACAGAAUCAGAAUAUUCCCUUGCGAAUAAUGCUGUUCUUAGUACUCCUGACCCUUACAAGAGGUAUUCCAAGGCUAACACUUACGGGAGCCCUUGCAGGUCUGACACCAACAAGCGCCUUUACAGGCCUUACAUUUACAAGACCCUUCGCAGGUCUGAAACUUACGAGAGCCUUUACGAACGAGUUUAUUUUGAAUUUCAGAAUGAGAUCAGGGUUGGAUGGAAAGGAAGAGAGGAUGAAUAUGGAAACACACUAGGACUUUUGAGGAUCAUUAAUUUUGCAAGAAAUGAAUUAACAGGUGAAAUUCCAGAAGAAAUAACAGGACUCUUACAGUUGCUUGCACUGAAUUUAUCCGGAAAUAAUUUCACUGGAGAAAUCCCUCAAAAGAUUGGGCAGUUGAAACAGUUAGAAUCACUUGAUUUGUCAGGAAACCAAUUAUCAGGAGUAAUUCCUAUCACGAUGGCUGAUCUAAAUUUUCUGGCUUUCUUGAACCUCUCCAACAAUCACCUGUCGGGGAGGAUUCCAUUAAGCACUCAACUGCAAAGCUUUAAUGCUUCAGCAUUUACUGGUAACCUUGCAUUGUGCGGGAAGCCACUCUUACAGAGAUGCCCUGGAGAUGAGACGAAUCAAAGUCCACCUAAUAAUGAUGACAACCGAGGCAAAGAAGUCGUUGCUGAUGAAUUCAUGAAAUGGUUUUGUAUUUCUAUGGGAAUUGGUUUUAGUGUAUUCUUUUGGGGAGUUUCAGGUGCUUUACUGCUAAAACGUUCCUGGAGACUUGCCUAUUUCCGGUUCUUGGAUGAAUCAUGGGACUGGCUCCAUGUGAAGGUAGCAGUGCGCAAGGCACGACUUCAACGAGAAUUUCAGAGGCUCCACGAGCACGUUCUUGCUUAGAAGGAUUGCAAGGAGCUGCAGCUGGGUGCAUAACAGGUCCUCUUUGUCCACUGAGUUCGUAUUGUUUGUGCACGUGUUUGCUGGAGCUACAUCGUCCUUUACCUUGGCAACUUCAUCAUCGUCUACUACUACUAGUUUGAAAUUGUUGAAGUUGUUGAAGUGGUGGCACCAAAGCUGGAGUUUAUUCUGCAACGUUUCUUUUCAAAUUAUUUAUCUUAAUCUUGUUUGAAUCUGUAGAAUUUAAUAUUAUCUUGGAUAAGUCUAGUUAGUUAUAUAUAUCUCUUUAGAUAAAGGAGAUGAUGGUUGUUAUUUGAUUCUUGUCUUCUGUAGUGUUUGAUUUCUUCUAUAAAUAAAACUAGAGGGAUGGCAGUAACCUCACCCCCGUGUGUUUCUGCUCCUU
Molecule: messenger RNA, 2142 nt
Organism: Populus nigra (black poplar)
Lineage: Eukaryota; Viridiplantae; Streptophyta; Magnoliopsida; Malpighiales; Salicaceae
Product: receptor-like protein EIX2
Exons: 2
Coding region: 231-1742 (503 amino acids)
Molecular function (GO): protein binding
Source: RefSeq, a predicted model, not a curated record